Hydractinia symbiolongicarpus is the source of this 2594-nucleotide messenger RNA. Its product is annotated as beta-adrenergic receptor kinase 2-like. Gene Ontology annotation, molecular function: G protein-coupled receptor kinase activity; ATP binding; G protein-coupled receptor binding. Gene Ontology annotation, biological process: protein phosphorylation; G protein-coupled receptor signaling pathway; regulation of signal transduction. NCBI's taxonomy places the organism in Eukaryota, Metazoa, Cnidaria, Hydrozoa, Anthoathecata, Hydractiniidae. The record is from RefSeq and is a predicted model, not a curated record. Bases 79 to 2127 code for a protein of 682 amino acids. The transcript is spliced from 23 exons.
GAAAGCCAAGUUAGCAAGAAGAAGGACGAGGAAUUCGAAUUCAACUUUCAACCAAAAUAAAAACAAAAACAGUCCAAGAUGGCGGACCUCGAGGCCGUCUUGGCCGAUGUCUCUUAUUUAAUGGCUAUGGAAAAAUCUAAAUCUACACCAGCAGCUAGGGCAAGUAAAAAGAUAGUACUACCAGAUGCAUCAGUCUACAGUGUUAUGCACAAAUACCUUUCAGACAGAGAAGAAGUUAAAUUUGACACAAUCUUUGAUCAAAAAUUAGGUUUUUUAUUAUUUCAAGAAUUUUGUGAACAACAGUGCGAUGAACCGGUACCUCAAAUAAGAUUCUAUGAAGCUAUUAAAGAAUAUGAAAGUUUACAAAGUGUCGAAGAUAGAUUAAGCAGAGCUCGUGAAAUAUUUGAUAACUACAUUAUGAAGGAGUUACUGUCCUGUUCUCAUUCUUUCACAUUUUCAGCAAUUGAGCAUGUCCGAGCACUUUUAGUAAAGGGUGAAGUACCUGUUGGGUUGUUUGAGCCUUAUGACAAAGAAAUUAGAGAUAGUCUUCGUGGUAGAGUCUUCACUAAAUUUUUAAAAAGUGAAAAAUAUGUACGGUAUUUGCAAUGGAAGAAUCUAGAACUUAACCUUCAUUUAACAAUGAAUGACUUCAGUGUCCAUCGUAUCAUUGGGAGAGGAGGAUUUGGGGAAGUAUACGGUUGUAGGAAAGCAGAUACUGGAAAAAUGUAUGCACUAAAGUCUCUUGAUAAAAAACGAAUUAAAUUAAAGCAAGGCGAAACUUUAGCACUAAAUGAAAGAAUUAUGCUCUCCAUGGUGAACAACCCAUUUAUAGUAUGCAUGACGUACUCCUUUCACACACCAGAUAAACUCUGCUUCAUAUUAGACUUAAUGAACGGUGGCGACUUACAUUAUCACUUGACACAACAUGGCGUUUUUGACGAAAGCAGUACACAAUUUUAUGCAGCAGAGGUCAUGCUUGGUUUAGAACAUAUGCACAAAAGAUUCGUCUGCUAUCGAGAUUUGAAACCCGCCAACAUCUUGCUGGAUGAGAGUGGACAUGUCAGGAUAUCAGAUCUUGGUUUAGCCUGUGAUUUUUCCAAAAAGAAACCACACGCUUGUGUAGGUACACAUGGUUACAUGGCACCAGAAGUCCUUCAGAAGUCAAUAGCAUAUGAUUCAUCAGCUGACUGGUUUUCACUUGGUUGCAUGUUAUAUAAAUUAUUAAGAGGUCAUAGUCCAUUUCGCCAACAAAAGACGAAAGAUAAACACGAGAUUGACAAGAUGACACUAACAAUGGAUGUAAAAUUUCCUGAUGAGUUCUCAACGAAUAUGAAAUCUUUACUUGGUGGCUUGCUACAGAGGAGCGUUCCGAGUAGACUUGGUUGUGGUGGAAGAGGAGCCGACGAGGUGAAAGAACAUAAAUUCUUCAGUGGUAUCGAAUGGAAACAGGUCGAACUGCAGAAGCUUAAACCACCUUUAAUACCUCCUCGAGGAGAAGUGAAUGCAGCUGAUGCGUUUGAUAUCGGUUCCUUUGACGAGGAUGACGUAAAGGGUGUUAAGCUUGCUGAUAGUGAUCAAGGACUGUACAAAAAUUUUAGCUAUGUAAACUCUGAGAGAUGGCAACAAGAGAUAGCAGAAACCGUUUUUGAUGUAGUUAACCAAGAAACUGAGCGUAUGGAAUCAAAGAAACGUACCAAACAUAACCUAGCUUUAGAUGUUCAAAAUGGCGACUGUUUGUUGCAUGGGUACUUGCACAAAUUAGGCGGUCCCUUCGGUUCAGUUUGGACAAAGAAAUAUUUUUACUUAUUUCCCAAUCGUUUGGAAUACAGAGGCGAGCAGUCAAACUCGCAAAAAAUUCUGCUACCAUUAGAAGACAUACAAUACGUGGAUGAAACGAACUACAAAGGCUUCAACUGUAUCAAGAUAAUCCUUAAAGAUCAGCGAGAAAGUCUCGUACUACGAGCAGAUAGUGUAACGGAAUAUAAUGAAUGGUUUAAAGAAAUCAACAAGUCUUUUGAAGAAGCUCAAAUACACAUACGUACAGGAGCGAAAAUAUUGACUUCAAAUAGCAGUAAAAAUUUAGCCUCUCAGUCCAGUCGCGAGGAACUUGAUUCUUCAGUGCGUUAAACACACAACGGCCUGUAUUUAGUAAAAUCUGUUGUUAUAUAGUCGGCUGCAGCAUUACGAUUGGUUGGGCUUGUGCGACGUUAUCACUGUGUUUUUAGCUGUUAAUCACCGAUGCAAGUGUAUUUUUGGGAGCAAAACCCUAUUCUCACAAAUUUUAAAUUAAAAUUCCAAUGAGCUUAGAAGGAUUUUUUUUAACUGAUUUCUUCAAAUAAUAAUGGUGCUGUAGAUGCUAAACGCAGUUAGUCAAUGAUACUAGAAAAUAACAAACAAACUCGGUGUCAACAUAGCAAGAACGACACAGGACGCUGAUUAACUGGGAAUUUUUAUGCGUAUAGAAAUUAAUGAUUAACAAAUUUGAUGUUGCGCGGAAGAACGUUUCGCUUCACUGCAUCUGUGUAAAACACACUUCUUUUUUUUGUUGCAUGUAUAUGUAAUUUAUUUGGAAUACACGGAUCUUCCAUCUUGUA